Messenger RNA from Diatraea saccharalis (sugarcane borer), 1395 nucleotides. The record is from the annotation of a GenBank genome assembly. NCBI's taxonomy places the organism in Eukaryota, Metazoa, Arthropoda, Insecta, Lepidoptera, Crambidae.
AAUGUCAUAACGUAGGUUGACUGGGGUAGAUGCACUGAAUGUAAGAAAAAGAGAUAAAUAAAAGGCGUGGUACGGAAAUAAUACAUAAAUAGUAUACACAGCAAUGUCAGCAACUUUGAAACCCUAUUUAACGGCUGUUCGUCAUACGCUUACAGCCGCUAUGUGCUUAGAACAUUUCUCGUCACAGGUUGUCGAGAGAUACAACAAGCCUGAAGUCGAGGUUAGAACUAGCAAAGAGUUAUUGUUGAAUCCUGUGAUCAUUUCCAGAAAUGCUAACGAAAAGGUGCUUAUUGAGUCAUCUAUCAACUCUAUACGAGUGAGUAUUAUGAUCAAACAAGCAGAUGAAAUCGAGAAGAUACUUUGUAAAAAAUUCAUGCGUUUCAUGAUGAUGAGGGCUGAAAAUUUUAUAGUUUUGAGGCGAAAACCGGUGGAAGGUUACCAUAUUAGCUUUCUGAUUACAAAUUUCCACACAGAACAAAUGUAUAAGCACAAACUUGUGGAUUUUGUUAUAUAUUUCAUGGAAGAAAUUGAUAAGGAAAUAAGUGAAAUGAAAUUGGCUGUCAACGCUCGUGCAAGGAUCUGCUCAGAGGAGUUUUUAAAGAGAUUCUAAGACUUGGCAAAUAUUGUUAACUUUCUGUGCAUUAUGUAUAAAAUAAAUGUAAAAAGUUUAGCUUUACAAAUUACUUGACAUGAGUGGCUGGAUCAAUAUGUAUGAAUUUAACCUGUGGUUAGGUACUGUUUUGUUUCCUGUUUAUGCAUUGUCACAAUCUUAUUGGAAUUCAUACUUCUAACCGAAGUGGAUCAGGACUAAACAAAACAUUUUCUCAUAUUUAUUAAUAACAUUUUGAAUAUUUAUAUAAUUUAUGAAACAAUAUUUUCCAUAAACUGUCCAUACACCGUUGCUAGACUUUUAAAAAAAAUAUUCACUAAAUGUGAUAUGAUCACUCAUGGGAUCUUUGAAGAUAAUCAAUUAUCAUUUGAUAUUUGUCUUGUUAGGCUACUAUGAAAUGAAUAAUACCAACAGUUUUAUAUAAGUUAGUCAUGCCAAUUAGUUGUUUAUAUUCACUGCAUAUUAACAUAUUGUCACAUCUGUUAUCUUGUAAUAUUUAAAGAUUGGUGGUAUGAUAAAAGCAAAGCUAUCCAAUUAAAUUUUUAUAGGGUUUGUUUUUUUGUUCAUAAGAUAUCUAAAUAGUUGAAAAGGGAUCCUAUAUUUAAUUAGGCCAAAAAGUAUUAUACCAUUUUAAAUGAUUUUAUUGACAUGUAGGUUGGUUUAAUUUAAUAACAGCACUUAUAUUUUUAAUCAAAGCCAUUCCUUUUUAUUAAUGUAAUGAUCUUUAAUUUUUUGACAAAUUGUAUUAUUCUUUUUAAGUCCAUCAUUUAAUAGAAAUUAGAACC